Molecule: messenger RNA, 1179 nt
Organism: Acanthamoeba castellanii str. Neff
Lineage: Eukaryota; Discosea; Longamoebia; Acanthamoebidae
Product: aminotransferase, classes I and II, putative
Exons: 9
Coding region: 1-1179 (392 amino acids)
Biological process (GO): biosynthetic process
Molecular function (GO): pyridoxal phosphate binding
Source: RefSeq, a predicted model, not a curated record
AUGGAGGUGGCCACGUUCAAGUUGGAGCGGUGGUUCGCGAGCAGCGACAGCGAGACCCUCUCCGUGCGGGAGCUGCUCGCACUCGAUGCCGAACCCGAAACGCUGGGCUUGCCCGCGUUGAGAGCAGCCGUGGCGGAGAUGUACGAGAAGGUGUGCGCAGACGACGUGUUCGUGGCCGCCGGUGCCGAGGAGGCCAUUUUCCUCUUCUUCACCGCUGUGCUGCGACGUGGGCAGGCCGUCGUGGUCCACUACCCCGCCUACCAGUCGCUCUUCCAGCUGGCGGAGGCUGCGGGUUGCGAGGUGAUCAAGUGGCAAACGACACAGGAGGGCAACUGGGAGCUCGAUCUGGAGUUCCUGGAGAACACUUUGCAGCAGCGCAAUGGAGAUGGCGCUGAUCCUCAGCACAAGGUGGCUGGUAUCGUGGUCAAUUGCCCACACAACCCCACCGGCUACUGCAUGGACAGAGCCAAGCAGAGCCGACUGGUCGAACUCGCGCGUCAGUACGACGUGUUCAUCUUCUCCGAUGAAGUCUACCGCUACCUCAGCCACCCCCGACCCUCCAGCGAGUUGAAGAGCGAUGAUGUCUCUCCCAUGUGCGACCUCUACGACAAGGCUGUGUCGCUCGGGGUAAUGUCCAAGUCCUUCGGAAUGGCCGGAUUGCGCAUCGGCUGGGUGGCGACGCGCUGGCAAGAAGCCAGGGCCGCGAUGGCGCAGCUGAAGGACUACACCUCGAUCUGCAGCAGCGGCACCAGCGAGUACCUCAGUGUGGUGGCUCUACGCAACAAGGAGAAGGUCCUGGAGCGCACCGUCGGCAUCGCUCAGCGCAAUCUCGCUCUCCUCGACGUCUUCUUCACCGAGUUCCCGUCCGUCUUCUCCUGGGUGAGGCCAACGGGCGGCGCCACAGGUUUCCCGCGGCUUCACUUCGUGCCCAAGCUCAAGGCGUAUCUCGAAUCGGUAGCGGCCAGCCAGCCCAAGGCGACUGAUGGCCAGCCACGUCCGCUCAUGGAGGUGUUCUGCGAAGACCUGGUCGUACAGCAAGGUGUACUCCUGCUGCCCGGCUCGUGCUACGACGAGUCCUACGCUGACCACUUCCGGCUGGGCUUUGGCCGCGCCGACAUGAGCGCCUCCCUCGACAAGCUGCGCGCCUACCUGCACACCGUCCUCGACCAACAAGAAUAA